This is a messenger RNA of Rangifer tarandus platyrhynchus (Svalbard reindeer), 366 nucleotides long. Lineage: Eukaryota; Metazoa; Chordata; Mammalia; Artiodactyla; Cervidae. The record is from the annotation of a GenBank genome assembly.
AUGGAGGCGGAGGUCGAUAAGCUGGAACUGAUGUUCCAGAAAGCUGACUCUGAUCUGGACUACAUUCAGUACAGGCUGGAAUAUGAAAUCAAGACUAAUUAUCCUGAUUCAGCAGGCAAGAAAAAUCCAGUUACACUUUUAAAGGAAUUGUCAGCAAUAAAGUCUCGAUAUCAGACUUUGCAUGUUCGCUUUAAACCAAUUUCUGUGGAGCAGAAAGAGACUAAAAGCCGCAUUUGUGCUACUUUCAAUAAGACUAUGACCUUGAUACAAGAACUGCAGAAGGAAACAGACCUGGAGCUGUUACCACUGACUGAAGAAGAGAAAACUGCGGCAGAGCAAUUAAGAGCUCACAUGUCAGACUUCUGA